UUCACGUAGAAAAUGCGUUGUGGGAAAAGUCGAGAAAACAUUUUCCACAAUAACAGAGGUAAAAUAUUGGUAGGUAGGAAAAGAAAAAAAUGUUCGGUGUUUGAUCUCUGAUAUUUUUGCACAGAGUAAUGUCUCAGGAGAAAGACCAUUAUCCUUGCGUUUCCACGGCCAGCGGUAAGCAAACAGAAGCGUCAAUAGAAAGUGAGGGUGACGGAAAAGUUUCACGGGAUUUAACUGAUAAGAGAGCGCCAGAGGACACUUCAAAGAGAGAAAACUACGAGGCAAAUACACUGUCACAAUGCAGAAAGUCGAAGGCCAGUGGUGACACAUCAAUGGUGGAUGGAUCAUUUGGUCCGAUACAUAAUACAGUUGAGACUAGCAAGCACAGUUCAGAUCAGGUCAAACCAAUUGAGACAGAGGAAAGAUAUUAUGAUUUUUAUCAGCUACGACGAAGGAAGCAUAUGAAAUAUGAUCGUAAGACUUCCUCUGCAGAUUCUGCAUGUAGUGAUGAUACUUAG
Messenger RNA from Olea europaea var. sylvestris, 518 nucleotides. RefSeq lists its product as uncharacterized. The transcript has 3 exons. Lineage: Eukaryota; Viridiplantae; Streptophyta; Magnoliopsida; Lamiales; Oleaceae. The record is from RefSeq and is a predicted model, not a curated record. Bases 129 to 518 code for a protein of 129 amino acids.